Molecule: messenger RNA, 1500 nt
Organism: Funneliformis geosporum
Lineage: Eukaryota; Fungi; Glomeromycota; Glomeromycetes; Glomerales; Glomeraceae
Source: the annotation of a GenBank genome assembly
AUGAAUACCUCAAAAACACCUUCUAAAGUUCAAAUUACUUUUUACCAUGAUGAAAAUAAUGUUUCAGCUUCUCGUAGAAGUAACAAACGUACCCUCGGUGACGAAAAGGAAAUAACGCCUCUUAAUAUGUUGUCAAAUGCGCGUAUUCGUAGCCCUUCACAAGCCAGAACUUCGAAUAUCCUUCGUAAUACUCCUGGUAAACCUUUUGGUAAUAAGGAGAAUUUGACACCUUAUUUUUCACAACAAUUCGAGAGUAACAAAAAGUCAAGUACUACCAAGGAUUCACAGAUAAAUUUGAGGAGUUCUAUUAACGGGUCUCAAAUCGCUUACAAUGAGAAUGAGAUGAUUUCACCAAUGAAAAGAAUCAAGUAUGAAUCCGGUCAUAUUAUAAAUGUCGAUGCAUAUAAGUACAGAAUCGAAAAACUUGAAGCCGAAUUGAGGAGACAAAUAGAUGAAAAUCAGAAAUUGAGAGAAGAAAGUCAGAAAUCUUGUCAGGAAGCGGAAAAGAUAUUUGAAAGAACUAAAUAUAUGGCUCUAGGUUACAAAAACGACUUAUAUGGGCCAGUUUACUUCGAUGGUGACUACACGUCUAUCAACAAAUUAUUGAGACGAUUGAUCAAAGUUAUAGGUCAAGAAGUUGUUAACAGAUUCAAGGAAGAAACUUUGGUUGAUGGUGAAUUACCUGCGCUUAAUCAGACCUAUGGAUGGCUUGAAGAAUCAGGAUUCUUGAAUUAUGAAGUUCUUAAAGAAUUUCGUGCCGUGGAGGCGGUCACAUCAUUAGAUCUGACCUAUACCUUCGAAAAUAUGAGGCGUGAUAUCAUCAAUAAGACAUUCGUUAUUGAUGAUAGCUUGGAACUUCACAUUAUACAAAAUACUAAUCGAUUGUUGUCCGUGUUUGGCUUGCCAAAUAGCUUCCAAUACUUAAAAUCUUUGAAGUUGAGCUUCAUGCCGAUUGAAGAUUCUUAUUUUAACAACCUUCGAGGACUUAAAAAUUUGGAUGAAUUGGUCAUUGAAAGUGCCGGAAUUGGGAAUGAAGCAUUGUCUCAUCUCGUAUCGCUAAAAAGUAAUUUGACCUUUUUGAAUAUAACUGGAAAUAAGAAGAUUAAUGAUGAUUCCAUGUUUCUUCUCGUCCUUUUUGAAAAAUUGGUAGUGUUGCUUCUAAAUGAAACUUCUGUUUCCAUGGAUGGAAUUCGUAAAUUUGUUUCCGAGACACACAGCAUUGAGCUAUCACAAUUAUCUAUUCCUUCAUUAUGUCGCAAAUAUCUUAAUAGACGAAAUGAAAUCUAUUGUGUUGAACAUAAAGAAGGAAUGAAAGUUGAUCCAUCCAAAGUUCAAUUCAUGAGCCUUUUAGAGAUUCGAAAACAAUUAAUGUUCCAUUACACGGUAAAUAAUCGUAUCAACAUCGUCGGUCGUAAAGAGGAAUUAGAGAAAACUUUGAUAGAGAUUUUAACACGACGAAAUUAUGAUGCAAAGGUUAUGUUGUUGGCUGGUGGACGUUGA